Molecule: messenger RNA, 2135 nt
Organism: Tribolium castaneum (red flour beetle)
Lineage: Eukaryota; Metazoa; Arthropoda; Insecta; Coleoptera; Tenebrionidae
Gene: Marcal1
Product: Marcal1
Exons: 7
Coding region: 106-2091 (661 amino acids)
Biological process (GO): replication fork processing; DNA repair
Molecular function (GO): ATP binding; ATP-dependent chromatin remodeler activity
Source: RefSeq, a predicted model, not a curated record
CACUUCCACUGAUCUAGGGAUUUUGGUUCCGUCCAGUGACAAACUCAAAAGUUGUUUGAAAGUUUUUUAUUUUUUUACAAACAGUUUAAAUAGUUAUUUGAUAAAAUGCAAUGCACGCCUGAAGAGAUAGAGCAGAAGAGACGCCUAGCGUUGGAAAAACUGGCCAAGAAGCGCCUACUCAGCCCUCAAAGCCAUAACCUCCAAAGUGAAAAAAAUGCAGCCCCACAAUCACCGUUCCGCUUUAAGGACCAAAGCCAGGCGUGUAAGCACAACGCGAAGCCCUACGACAAGCCCGUGUUGUCUUUUUACGGUAAAGACGCUGUCGUAACGGGCAAAACAAGCUUAAUAAAGGAAGACAGAUUUGUGGUAGAAUUGUCCGGGUUUAGCACCCCAGCGAUUGAGAUUUUUAAAACUAUGCCAACACGUAAUUACAAUGGUAAGACACGAAAUUGGGAUUUUCACGUCCGAGACCACGACGCGUUAAUUGCGAAAUUACAAACGUUACGACCCAAUGUUUUGGUCGAAAAACUGCCAGUUUUUAUCCUCAGUUGCGUAAAUAAGGAACGAACCGACUAUUCUAACAUUGACUUGAGUGGUCUUGACCCCGAACUGGGGGGCGCCUUAAUGCCGUUUCAACAGGAGGGAGUCCGUUUUGGGAUUGACAAAAACGGGAGGUGUUUAAUUGCGGACGAUAUGGGUUUGGGAAAAACGUUUCAGGCUUUAGGCAUUGCCAAUUACUACAAAAACGACUGGCCUCUGCUUAUCGUUACAACUAGUUCAAUGAAGAACGUUUGGGAAGAAACCAUCCAUCGUUACCUCCCAAGUGUUCCGAUUUUUCAAAUACAGUACAUGACCUCAGGGAAGGACUACAUUGGGGACAGUCGUGUCUUGAUCGUAAGCCACGAUAUGAUGUCUCGUUACGUCGAUAAUUUAUUGAAAAAACAGUUUGGUGUUUUGAUUAUUGACGAAUCACACAAUUUAAAAAAUUUCAAAGCUAAGUGUACAAAAGCCGCAACUGCAUUAGCGAAAAAAGCCAAACGUGUCGUUCUAUUGAGUGGCACCCCUGCCUUAUCACGUCCGAGCGAACUGUUCUCACAGUUGUCACUGAUUGACGAUAAAUUUUUCGGGAAUUUUUUCGACUAUAGCAAGCGGUAUUGUGACGGAAAGUCGACCAAUUUCGGCUGGGACGCGUCCGGAAAGUCAAACUUGCAGGAGCUUGAAAUCGUGCUAAACCGCAAAUUUAUGAUCAGACGCACGAAAGAAGAAGUGUUAAAAUCAUUACCGAACAAAUCGCAAGAAGUCGUCACUUUGGACGUUAAUUUAAAUCAGUUUAGUGUGGAAGACAAGGAAUGUUUAAACGCCUUGGCUGCGAAAUACGCCAGUCAGAAAAAAAGUGCGGAAAAACACGCAAUUUUGCUAACUUUUUUCAGCGAAACUGCGAAAAUUAAAAUUCCGUCGGUGUGUUCGUAUAUUUUGCAAGUUUUGAAAAGUGGGCAAAAGUUUUUGGUUUUUGCCCACCACCAGAUAAUGUUGAAUGCGGUUUGUAAUGUGCUUGAUAAGAAAAGUGUUAAAUAUAUUAGGAUAGAUGGGAGUACGACGUCGGAACAAAGGAAAUUUUUUGUCGAUAAGUUCCAGUUAAAUGAUGAUUGUCUAGUGGCUGUUUUAUCAAUCACUGCAGCCAAUGCUGGAAUUACGUUGACUGCAGCCCAGCUGGUGUUGUUUGCAGAAUUGCAUUGGAAUCCAAGCAUUUUAAGCCAAGCCGAAAGUCGGGCCCACCGAAUAGGGCAACAGAACCCAGUCAUAAUCAAAUAUUUGUUAGCCCCCGGGACUGCAGAUGACUCCAUUUGGCCAAUGCUUCAAAGUAAGCAAAAAAUCCUGGAAGAGGUCGGACUUUCGCGCGAUUCUUUCGAAAAUGUUUCAAUUACGAAACAAGAGACUGAAAAUUAUAAGGAGAAUCUGAACGUCAGUCUGAACCGAACAAGUGCCAACACUUUAGAUAUUACGAGUUAUUUCAAGGAUGCGCAAAACGAGAGUCUCGAGGACGUUUUUAACGAUGAUUUAGACAGUCUUUUAUGUGAUAUUGAUGUAUAAUUCGUUGGUUAUAAAACAUUUUUCCAAUAAAUUAUUAAACAGUC